Messenger RNA from Rotaria sp. Silwood1, 588 nucleotides. NCBI's taxonomy places the organism in Eukaryota, Metazoa, Rotifera, Eurotatoria, Philodinida, Philodinidae. The record is from the annotation of a GenBank genome assembly.
AUGACAAAAACAAACGCAUAUCAAGAAAUCACCAAUGGCAUUUAUCCAUUAGCAGAUGAUUUACAUUCUGUGUUAACUUUACUUGAUGAUCUAUUAAAGCGUGGUGCAAUGGGUUCACCAUUUACUAUGGUUUUAGCAAAUAUUUAUAUGUUAGAAUGGGAGCAAAAAUUAAUUCAACACCAAACUAGACAUCAUGAAAUUUAUGGACGAUAUAUUGACGACGUAUUUAUGACAACUAAUUUAUCCAAAGAAGAUAUUCUGAAAGAACUUGAUGAAACCAUUAAAACAGAUUCAAAUGUUAAAAUUAGUAUUACUAUCAGUCAAUCAUUAGAAUAUCUUGAUGUUACUAUUGAAAAUAAUAAUGAAGAUUUAAAAAUAUCUAUUUAUCAUAAAUCAGCUUCAGAACCCUAUAUUCUAUCUUAUGAAUCUGAUCAUCCAAGACACAUUCAUGCAAAUAUAAUUUAUACUGCAUUAGUGCAAGCUGCACGUAGCUGUUCCAAUAUGGAAGAUUUUGAUAUGGAACGAUUAAGUACAGAAAUGAUAUUACUAAUUACGAUUAUCGACCAAAAUUUAUACAACAUCAUAUAA